GCUGUUGUUUGAUCAUCCGAUGUCGCGGGAAUCAGAAUUUUGACGGUGGCGUCGAUCAAGUUUGAUUUCACACGGUGGACGGAUUGAACGGUUGCCCUUUUCUGAAAUAAUCGUGGAAAUAACGACAAGUGUUCCCAACUAUUCCGUAAAGGAUACCCAUCUCCGUGACGAAUUACGACGCACCUUCCGGGAUUAUUGUUUCCAAUCCUUACCCCAUUUUUGCGAGGACACAGUUGGUUGAUGUUUCGAAUUCUGGUGAAAUGGUACGUACUCCAGCUCUAAGCAUAUACAUGUAUAAUCAGAAGGUAGAGACGUCAGCAUUAUUCGUCUACCCAUAACAGCGGAGCCAUACAUGUCAAUGAAAGGUUGUACAAUAAUUGACAAUUCAAUGUUGCGGUGAUUCCGAUUAGCAUCAUGGGUUAACGAAAAACGACGAUAACAACUGAAACCACAUUCGGUAACCCAAUCUAUGUAUCCAUAUCUUAUACAAAAUAAACGUGAUCUUCAACGCACAGAUCGAACUAGAUCGUGUACGGAUACACGUACACGUACUCAGGAAUAAAGUUUUCAUCACCGGAUUAUGAGUGAAGCAGAAGAUAGACUAAUAACUCCACUGGAAGUCGCUCACAAUCAGGAAAAUGUCGCGUUGGAAAAAAUAUUCACUGAAUGCGAAACACCGUCUACGGCCGGCAAAGUCCCAGUGGCUAAACUUACCUGUUACAUGCGCGACCAGAUGUCUGCCCGCGGAAGUCCCGAAAUCCUGCAAGAUCUUCGAGAAUCCCUACGCAGCGUUUCGCACCAUGGUGAAGUAACUCGGAAGCAAUUUCACGUCAUUGCUCGGCGCUGGCUAGACAAAAUACGUCAGCGGCAGCAUCGUCACGAAGGUCAUCAGGAUGGCAAUAAUAAUCUCAGUGUUGAGCAGAUUAGCAGUGAAAAUUUGAUCGAUGAUACAUCGGAUCAUGCGGGCGCAACGACACCGGAAAGGGAGACGUCUCAAGGAUCACGCACGACCGAAUCCUCUGAAGAUGGACGGACGCUCGAAAGACAAUCGUUCGAAUCGGAUCCGAGGAUGCUUCAUGGAUUCUUGAAUAUCUCGACGAGUACCAUUGCCAACGACAUCAAAAGCGCGAAUAGUUCCUUCGAAAAUGUAUCGUCCAUCGAUGGUACCUAUCACUUCGCCAACACCGAAACGCCUCAGGAAUUACGUCUUCGUGCGAAAAAAUGUGCCAUUGACAACGACAACCUCAAGGGGGACUUACAACGGGCCGAAGACUCGAUAGUCAUCCUCGAAGGACAACUGGAGGCGAUUGGGCGAGAGCUAGAAAUCUCGAGUAAUCGGUGCGAGCGACUGCAGAGAGAAGUGGAUAACCAGAAAGAAGUCCUCGCGGCAAUUGAGAAAGAUCGAGAGUCCGUCGUGGUAAGGAGUGAUAAUUUCGAGAGCGAAAAUAGUAAACUGAGAACGGAAAAUUUUAAACUGAAAAGGGAAAUCGAUGCUACUGAUUUGGAGGUUCGGCGUUUAAAUGCGGAGCUAACAAGAACGAUUCAAGAGAAGGAGAAACAGAUCGAAUUGCGUUGUUACUAUCAAAAGGAAUUGCUCGAAAAACAGUCCCGCUACGAUGCAGCUAGGGCGCAUAUUUCGAAAAUUGAACUAGUCAACAGCGAACUAGAAGAGAGACAAAUGAUUUCCACGAGCACGAACGAGCACUUGAAAACUGUGGUGAAGGAAUUGGAAGAUCGAGUUUCCGAGUUACAAUUGCACCGACGGUAUAGUUCACAUCGCAAUGAACCGUUGUUCGGAUAUUCGACUUCUGACGAUGGACUGGACGGUAAAGUGAACCGAUUACCCGAUCUGGAAGAAUCAUUCCAACCAUCAUUGCUGGAUGAAAUUAAAGCUUCGGAAUGUACCGAUACCGAUGUAAAUCUGAAUGAUGAAACAGGCGAAUUGAAGAAUCUGAAAAAAAUCGAGAGUAUCGAGUACCCUCGAUACUUGGGAGCGUUGCACGAUGCGAAUCAACAGAUGCAACGGGCUUUAUCUUCACUCCCAGCGUCUCACAAAGACUUAGCUGUAUCGCCGAUCAGUUUUGGCGCUGAUGAGCCUCAAUUGUCAGAACUGGAGAAUUACAAUUACGAAGACCAUCUUUCCGAAAGGAUGGAAUUGCAGAGGUUCAAAUCCCAGCUACACCAUGUGCUCGCGAUAAUUUCAAACUUGUCCUCGUCUAAGGUCACCAUCGCCGAUACGAAAGACGCUACGACUCAACUCGAUCGCCUCGAUUUAGUACCUGACUCGACACCGGCUUGCAACAUUCAUGGAGACAUCAUGAACUACGCUGACAACAGAAUUCGCUAUAGAAGGGAAAAACGACUUCAGAAAGAGGUAUACGAAAAGAGCGGAGAAGAAACGGAUCGCCGGAAGGUUUUCUCAAUCGAAGCAAUAAGGGCUGCAAGUUCCCCGGCAGGCACCACAACUUCCUCAGAGAUAUCUUUGCCAUCGAAAGUAAACUGCAGUAGCACUCCCCGUUCCUCGCCCGUAGCAUCACCCUCAACGGAAUUUCACCAAGAUAGCAUAAUCGCUCCAAUCGUUGCUGCUCUGGACGAAAUUAUUCAAGACACUCGCAACGCCGCUGACAUUAGCAGCAGUAGCAGCAGCGCGGGUGAAGCCAAUCAAAGUCCCGUGGGACUUCGCCGGGAUCACAACCCUCGAUACACCUAUACUCUGCCGUCCUAUAGUCUUGCCAAACCAGAGGAAGAAGUUUCACAACUUUUACCGGAUACGGAAGACACCGGACUACAACACAAAGAUAGUUCAGAAACGGAGUUGGAUCCGGUGAGUUCGACGUACAACUUAUCUGAUAAGGCGAGUCGCUUCGGAGACGAAAUUUUCGAAUCAUCCGUCUGGAGAUGUAGGAGGAAGUCUGUGGGUACGGACGACAAUACUUCAGAGGAAACUGAUAUCACUGAAUCCAACAGCAGCGGUGGAUCACGAGUCACGGUAGAUCCGACUUAUUCAGUACACGGCUUGAGCUCUUCGAGAGUUUUAGUUGACUCGUCCCUCCGAGCUAUUACCGAAAAUGAUGUAAUUCCGUCGGAAUCGUCAAGUUAUAAUCAGCAGAUACCUUCGCUGAGCCGGUCGGUCACAGAUCCCGAUCCUAACUGCGUCGAUCGGCUGAAUUCCGACUUGGAGAAAUUGACUCUGCACACCUCAAUUAUGCAAGUGCAGGGAAAAAGUGUACCGAAACGAAAAUCGUCCGUUUAUCAUCGUUCUUUCGACUGCAGUACCCUCGACGUUGCCCCAGACCAGUGUACAAUUGUUAGAAGAUCCGUGAGUUCGCCAAAUGUUCCGAAAUCUACCAUACCCAUCGGUGGAUUAUUGCAGACGACUUAUAACGUAUCCGGAAUAAAAUCAAGCAAAGAGAUCGGCGCAGAAGAGUGUGAAGCUCUCGUAGAUUCAGCCACCGAUUCGUGUUGUAGUGAUAAAUCCGAAUUGUUGGAGAACACCGGUAGCUUCCUGGAGAUGGGGGAGAAUAUGCUGUCAGUUUCUUGGAAAAAAGACUCGCAAAAUGAAAUGGGUGAUUAUCUAGACGAAGACGAUUCGAAUUGCGCUGAAGCUGCCCCGACAACGGCCUUGGAAAAUACGAAAGGAGAAAGUGACAUACCAAUUCUGACGUCGACGGCGAAACCUACCAAGUCGGAAGUGAGCCUUGGUAACCGGCGUACAAAAUACGUCAUCUCGGGCACUUGGAACCUCCCGCUGCUACCGCUACCAACGCCUUCCCUUCCUCCCAACGCUGAGGAACUCGGCGACGUCGACUCGGCGGACAACGCCGCGAAAUGGCGUAGCAGUAGCGAUCCUGAAAUACCGGUCAGAUCCAGGUCACUUGCGCGCACGAUGUCCAGCGAUGAAGAUAGUUCAGAUUCCGAGUGCAUCAUCCGUGAUCGCAUCGAUACCGGAGAACAAAACCUACAGGUGGUCGCCGCUGAACCACCAACGCUUCAACCAGCAUCGCUGACUCCGCUGCAAACGCAAUCGACGGUGAGAACAAAGACUCAUCCUUUGCUCUACGAACUACCCUUGUCACGAGGGCAGCAGAUUGACCCGCAAAAGUUCUCUAGUCAUAAUUCUGCGGUAUUUGUAUGCGAACAGCUGUCGCUUUCCUACCGAGAUGACACAGACAACAAUGAUAACACCGCUAAAAGGAUUACUGCUAAAUCAGAGAGCAAUUACAAACGAUCCAAGGAUAGCGAAAGAGGUCGACGUUCACUAUCGGAAAGCGAUACCGCAGCGUCUUGCAAGGAUGGCGAAUGCAGAUGUAGAUGCAGAUGCGGUUUCGGAUGGAAUUCGUCUCGCACCGGGGGUCAGCUUGAAACUCCAGAGGAAGAAAAACGAAAAGACCUAGAAAAUUUCGGGGCAUUUCCUAGUCUACCGGAUAGCCGAUUGAUAGAACUAGGACUCGCGGAUACCCCUGAAGGCCACGGACUUUGCGAACGAAUAAGCGAGGAUGAACUUGAGCGAAAAUAUACGGCACUUUCUAUCGGGCUCGGGACCGACAGGAUCACUCUGCCGAGACGGAUGGCUCUCAGUCUCAGGCACCGGGAUCAAGCCGAGCAAAAUCUCAGUACAGAAGUCGACCGAAUGCAGAGUGACAUUCAGGCUCUCGCUCCGCUCUGCGUGGAUCGAGAAUCCGUUGAGCGAGUCGAGCGAGUAAGACACCAACUAGAGAUGAUUUCAAGAUGUGCUUUGAGAGUAUCUUGCACAGCCGAGCUCCUCGGAGCAACACAUCAGGAACGCAGGGUCUCAAGAGCGUCUUUACUGGCUGAUAGGUACCUACAGGCUUUACGCGGCAGAUGCGACAAACUUACUACCGAUCUUGCCGAGACGAAGCGUAUCCUGACUGAAAAUAAUAUUGUCGUUGAGGAGAACCCAAGCGAACUUGUCGAGGACGUUCUUCCAAGAGUGCGUUAUCGUGGGGUGCCGUCCACAAAUCGGACAACGAUCUCUAGAAGACGGGCCAGCAUCGCUACAAUUUCUCGACCCACAGCGGUCAAUUCGCUGCAGGAUACGACUAAGGAUAGCGGAAGACCGCAGCGUAUAUCUGUUUCCGGUAGAAUGACCCUUAGGCGACCUUCCCUUGGUUACGACACGCAACGAUGGGACAACGAGAAAUUGGAUCGAACAGACAGUAGUUCAAGCAGUAUCGGUGAGCUGAGAGAAAUCUUUGAGCAAGCUGAAUCUCGACGAGGUUCGAGGGAGGAGAACAAUAAUUUAAUUCGUAGCCAAUCGAGUAACUUCAGCGUGGGAAGUUGCGAAAGUGCCGAUUCAGAUGUAGUCUGGUCCAUCACUAGAGAAGAUCCACCGGGAUCCACUCUAGCUGACACAAGAGAAGAUGAAUCAUUCGCUUCUGCAGAAAGUACUUUAGUGACCAGAAGAACACCCCGUACCCUUCGAACGUUACGGGAGCAAGUCUCACGGCUGCCGAUUUUUUGGUACAUAUUGUUCGUCGUUACAUUCUUCUUUGGAUUCUACAGUAACCGUUACGUGACUACUCGGUGCACGGUACCAUUGAAGUGGUGGUCAGCGGAAGAAUUAUUGAAACGAUACGUGCACGUUAAACGCAACACGCCACCCCCAAUUUGAUUUAUUCGUUCUAAUAUUCUUAUGUCUUUAUUUAUAUGUAUAUGUUAACCGCGUUGUAAAUAUUUGACUGUAAAUUUAUGAAACUUCGGUUUCCACUCAAUAGCUAUAAUGGACUUACAUUAGUCAGACUGACAUUAGUCAGUACGCGAGUGGCCUACGUAGAAUGGGAAACUUGAUGUUGUUCAGUCGCGAUAGCGCGCAUUAGUUUUAUUUGUCGUGAUUUCCAUUGUCAGGUAUAUAUUAUGUUCCGUUGUUAUGUGUAUACGGUGUAUACCCAUGUUAUAUGAUUACCAUUAUCUCUAUUCAUGUCUUUUGUACAACGUUGAAUCACAUUGUUGAAAGUUUGCGUUCAAAUUGAAAGUCAUCGAUAAUAUAUGUAUAGAAAUUGAAGUACAUGGUCGCCGCAUAGAAAAGACUCAUAAACUAUCAACUUUA
Molecule: messenger RNA, 6067 nt
Organism: Athalia rosae (coleseed sawfly)
Lineage: Eukaryota; Metazoa; Arthropoda; Insecta; Hymenoptera; Athaliidae
Exons: 25
Coding region: 581-5632 (1683 amino acids)
Source: RefSeq, a predicted model, not a curated record